Molecule: messenger RNA, 1384 nt
Organism: Aureobasidium musti
Lineage: Eukaryota; Fungi; Ascomycota; Dothideomycetes; Dothideales; Saccotheciaceae
Source: the annotation of a GenBank genome assembly
AAUGAUCCCCAGCCUCUUCAAAUCCGCUGCCAUGAGGCCCGCCUCUGCCAGAUUCGCCAGACUCGGCAUGCAGGUCAGAGGCAACGCCUCGGUUGUCUCUGGCAGCCAGCGUGCAGCUCCUCUCGAGAGCAGAAGAUCCACUGCUCCUUCCUUUGAGCGUGCUACCUUCACUAUCAGAGAUGGUCCUAUUUUCCACGGAAAGAGUUUCGGUGCUAAGACUAACAUCAGUGGUGAGGCCGUUUUCACCACUUCCCUGGUCGGCUACCCCGAGUCCAUGACCGACCCCUCUUACCGUGGUCAAAUUCUGGUCUUCACCCAGCCCCUGAUCGGUAACUACGGCGUUCCUUCGUCCGUCAGAGACGAGUUUGGUUUGCUCAAGUACUUCGAGUCACCCAACAUUCAAGCUGCCGGUAUCGUCGUCGCCGAUGCUGCUCUCCAGUACAGUCACUGGACCGCCGUUGAGAGUUUGAGCGAGUGGUGCGCCAGAGAAGGCGUUCCCGCCAUCUCUGGUGUUGACACCCGUGCCAUUGUCACUUACUUGCGUGAGCAAGGUUCUUCGCUCGGCAAGGUCGUCGUUGGUGAAGAGUAUGAUGCCGACGAGGACGAGGCUUUCGAGGAUCCCGGCAACGUCAACUUGGUCGCCAAGGUCAGCACAAAGGCUCCCUGGCACAUUCCCUCGCCCGUUGGUGACAUGCACGUUGCUCUCAUCGACUGUGGUGUCAAGGAGAACAUUAUUCGCAGUCUGGUUUCUCGUGGUGUUUCGGUCACUUGCCUGCCUUACGACUACCCCGUCCACAAGAUUGCCAGCCACUUUGAUGGUGUCUUCAUUUCCAACGGUCCCGGUGACCCAACUCACUGCCGCAGCACCAGCGACAACCUCCGCAAGCUGAUGGACUCUUCUCAGAUCCCCAUCAUGGGCAUCUGUCUUGGUCACCAGCUUUUGGCUAUGGCCAUUGGUUGCCAGACCAUCAAGAUGAAGUACGGUAACCGUGCUCACAACAUUCCCGCCCUUGACUUGAUGACUGGAAAGUGCCACAUUACCUCGCAGAACCACGGUUAUGCUGUUGAUGCUUCUACCAUCCCUAGCGAGUUCAAGGAGUACUUCAUCAACCUCAACGACUCUUCCAACGAGGGCAUGAUCCACAAGCACCGUCCCAUCUUCAGCACCCAAUUCCACCCCGAGGCCAAGGGUGGACCGCUCGACUCGAGCUACCUGUUUGACGCUUACGUCGACAGUGUUAAGCAGUACAAGAAGACACAGGCUUCUCUCUACCCCAACAUGGCCAACCGUCCCAGCCCUCUGCUUGUUGACUUGCUUGCAAAGGAGCGCGUCGGCGUUGCUCCUGGCGUGCCUCUCUACCAGCACCCUGAGCCCGUUGUUGCU